AAAUUAGCUAAACUUCAGCAUACACACUGCAGUAACUUAGUGAAUAGAUUUGCUGUGCUUUAACCAAAUGGAAUCACUAAAUACAAUAGAGCUAUUUUGCUCAUGCAUCAAGUAUAUUUUUAAAACCAUCAUAUCAGAUUUUAUCCCAGAAGCACCUGUUCUUCAGCCUGUUUGGGACUACCUUCGAAUGAACCACCAGGAUGCACUGAGAUCUCCACUGUUUCCCGUGAUUAUAUCAGUUUCUACAUACUUUAUUCUUUGCCUGUUCUACAUGACUCUGGACUUUCUCUCAACAGUGUCACCAGCCCUUAACAGGUUCAGGAUACACCCUGAACACCCUGUGAAGCUGCAAAGCAUCCUGAAGGCCGUUCGGCUCACUCUUUACAACCAUGUGGUCUUUGUCUUUCCAGCAGCGAUUGCCCAGUGGUUCUGGAGGCCACUGCUGCCUUUGCAGGAAGAAGCCCCAACUAUCCUGGGGUUCACCAUGGGCAUCCUGGGUUGCACCAUCCUGUUUGAUUUCCAGUACUACUUUUGGCACAUGGUGCACCACAAAUUCCGAUGGCUCUACGUCACUUUCCAUGCCAUCCACCAUGAGUACUAUGAACCAUUCUGCUGGGUCACUCAAUACAUGUCCGUCUGGGAGCUGCUGAGCGUUGGCUUGUGGACCACUCUAGACCCCAUCAUUCUCCAAUGCCAUGCCCUCACUGGAUAUGCUUUCAUGGUGUUUAAUAUCUGGAUCUCGGUGGAUGAUCACAGUGGUUAUGACUUCCCCUGGUCUCUGCACAACCUCAUUCCCUUUGAACUCUGGGGAGGCUCUGUCAAGCAUGACACCCAUCAUCAGAGACCCUCCACCAACUUUGAACCUUUCUUCUCACAUUGGGAUUGGCUGUGUGGCACCAACUCUGACCACAAUCACUCACCAGCUAUGGCAGUACAGAAGAGGGCACUUUACAAAUAUUAAAACAGGUUUCUAAAAGUAAUUAUUAGUUAUAGGCAACUAUAUAUCAGUGCUGUGUCAUAAUAUUAUUAGUAUGUCGUUUGAAAUUAAAUUUAGCGCUACUAUUCCAAGGGUUUACAACAAACUUUGAAUGGUACCAUUCUAUGGUAAUUAAGCAGGGGCUAUGCUAAUAUUUUAUUAUGCACAUUGCAUUAAAAAGGGUGUUUAGAAUGAAAUUCAAAUUUGACUUACCUAAUCAUGGCCUGCCGGGUUCACACCAGAUGUAACUGCAGCUUUCUGCUUGUCAUCUUUAUCACUACUACUGCUCUUAAUUAUAGCUACUACCUGUAUCUUGUAUUUCAUUGUAUCCAUAGUCACGUUUUUUGUAAGUGUUCUUACUUGAAAUCAUGCUCUUACAGGACUUCACUUGUAUAAGCAAAUAUUUUUACAAAAA
This is a messenger RNA of Polyodon spathula (Mississippi paddlefish), 1391 nucleotides long. RefSeq names its product cholesterol 25-hydroxylase-like protein 2. The transcript has a single exon. Lineage: Eukaryota; Metazoa; Chordata; Actinopteri; Acipenseriformes; Polyodontidae. The coding region runs from base 68 to 961 and encodes 297 amino acids. Gene Ontology annotation, molecular function: iron ion binding; C-4 methylsterol oxidase activity; steroid hydroxylase activity. The record is from RefSeq and is a predicted model, not a curated record. Gene Ontology annotation, biological process: cholesterol metabolic process; sterol biosynthetic process.